This is a messenger RNA of Pimephales promelas (fathead minnow), 2010 nucleotides long. RefSeq names its product CKLF like MARVEL transmembrane domain containing 3 (gene cmtm3). NCBI's taxonomy places the organism in Eukaryota, Metazoa, Chordata, Actinopteri, Cypriniformes, Leuciscidae. The record is from RefSeq and is a predicted model, not a curated record. Gene Ontology annotation, cellular component: membrane.
UUACUAGCUGGGCUACUAUUGGAUGUUAACUGUUCAGUCUGAAAUGUGCAGCUGUUGCACAUAAUAUCUUUAGAGUUGCAACUUGGAGACUCCUGUGAUGUGAGAGAGAUGUUUCGCCCACAUUUUCUGUUCCCUUAUUAACGGUCUCCAGUCCAGAUUUCGGGAAUGCAGAUGCUGCUCUUUCGUGUGUUCGUUUCCGCAGUCAUUAUUUCCGUUUCCACUCUGUGGAAAGUUAUGCCGAUUUGCGAAGAGUCUCAUAGCAGAUAGUGGGACGCAUCACUACUGUGAACUUUAUUCGGGAACAGAAGAGUUUCGUCAGCGUGAUGGGGGACAUCGAGGCGUCGGAUAGUAACCGGUCACGACAGACCGUAAUUCAUUCUCUUCUCCCCAGUAAAGAAUUCAUCUCCUCCCGAAAAGGACUACUGCUGCUCGGUGAAGUGGUGCUGUCGUUCAUCAUCUUUGUUUGCUUUGCUGCUUCAACAGCAGCGGCCUUCGUCACCGCUCCCUUCAUUGAGUUCUUGGCGGCCCUCUUCCUGCUGUUUGCUUAUUCUACAAAGUUCAAUGAGAGAUUUAAGGGCUUUCACUGGCCCCUCAUGGACUUUCUGCGCUGUGUCAGUGCCUCCAUUAUCUUUUUCAUCAUCUCUAUAAUGUCUGUGUCCAAAUAUCCGGAUGGAGCCUCAAAGGCUGCUGGGGUCUUCGGCUUUGUUGCCACAAUAAUCUUCGCCCUGGACUUUUAUUUCAUCUUUAAUGAACUGGCCAAUUUCCUCAAGGAAGGUGACUCCAGUGAGGAACCACCAAACACACGAGAUGAUGACUCAGACUCUGACUCUGACUAAAGCUGUGUUUGUGUGCAAAAUCCUGGCGUUUGUGACCACUACAGUGCCUGACAAUAACCAAAACAUCUCUUAUCUCUUUGAUAUAACUUUUUUAUUGUUUUAUUGUUCUGAAAUUCUUUACAUUUUUUUUUUUUACUUUUUGUGACUAGAUUGAAACAACGUAUUUCAAAUGUUACAUCACAGAAUAGAAUCUUUAUCUCUGGUUUCACAGACAAGGCUGAAGCCUAGUCCCAAACUAAAAUGCAUGUUUGAGCGGUUUUAACUGAAAGCAAUUUGCAAUGACAUAUAUUGAAAUAUGUCAGUGUCAUUUGUUUGUCUUAAUAUGCAUGUUUUUUUUUUCCUAAGGCACGUUUAUAAAAGCUACUUAAAUAUUCUAAUUGGACUAAUGCGUGAUUUUGGCUUAAUCUAAUCCUUGUAUGUGAAACCGGUGCUUUAGAGUUUUGUAUAGUCUUUGUACAGUACUGUAUACAUCUAUACAAUCGAAGUCCCUCUCAUUUGAUUUCCCAAAAACUGUGAAUUAUUUCAGUGAAAUAGUUUCACAUCAAUCAAGCUUAUUGACUUUUUGGAAGAAAGGGCAGUAUUGUACCAUUUAUCAUGUUUAUAUACUGCCUCCAACAGCUUUCAGUUUUUACAGUAUGUACGAGCCUUUUUUUAUUUCUUUAUUUGGGAGCUGUGUGUGUUUACUAAUUUUAACUAUUUUGGGAGAAUAUUUUCUCAAAAUAUGUUGUUUUAAAUUGUAUUGUUUUUUUUAAACAAUUAUCCAUGACAUGGUGAUGAAGCCCUGGAUUUGGAAUAAUAAUGAUUUUUAGCAAUAUAAUAAGUUUACAUCAUACAUGAAAUUGGCAGGUGGUUGGCUGGCCACAGUCACCUGUCUCAUUUCCACACGUCUACACAUUGGUAUUAGUCCUGCCAAAGCACUGCAAAAAAGGCAAGAUUUGUCUCCUCGUGCUCACUUAGCAAUGUACUUUUCUUACAGUGGCACUGCUCGGCUAUUGAAACUGUAUUAUAAACGUGAGCUGCUUCUGCAGUGUAUGGGAGUGUCUCCUGGUUUACUAUAGUAUUUUAAAGCAUGUUGCAUGCAUCCACAUUCCACCUUCUAGUGUUUCUGUGAAGAGUGGAUGCUUUAAUAACAUGCACUGUCAGAUUAUCACACCAAUAAAUAUUUUUUGUGCAA